Molecule: messenger RNA, 3453 nt
Organism: Macroventuria anomochaeta
Lineage: Eukaryota; Fungi; Ascomycota; Dothideomycetes; Pleosporales; Didymellaceae
Exons: 3
Coding region: 117-3146 (1009 amino acids)
Biological process (GO): regulation of DNA-templated transcription
Molecular function (GO): DNA binding
Source: RefSeq, a predicted model, not a curated record
CGAACGCGCCGCGACAUUCACCUUCACGACCGCGCUUGUGUCAGGCACACUGCUCAACCCGUGGAUGCACCGCAACCGACACCGUCGAGUACCGGAGUUUAUGCGCACACUGAAUCAUGGCGCCCAGCAAACCACGAGAACCUUCCAUUGAGCGCACUGAGGAAUACGACAAGUUUAUUGAGGAGCUGCAAGCUUAUCACGACAAGAGAGGGACAUAUCUCGACCGUGAGCCCAAGGUUGCCAAUCAGCACGUCGACUUAUUGCGCUUGUACAAGCGCGUAAAUGAGGAAGGCGGAUACGACAAGGUCUCAGAUACGAAGAACAACAAGCUUGCGUGGAGGAGAUUAGCAGCAGACUUCCUGCAGGACAGCUCUGCCAGCCAGCUUACCACACAGGCAUUCCUGAUCAAGACAGCAUACUAUAAGAAUCUAGCAGCCUACGAGAUAUCGACUAUACACAAGCGCGAACCGCCGCCAAAAGAGAUCCUUGAGGACAUCACAGCCAAGGGAGGGGAUCUGCUGAACCGAACUGUUGAGAACUUCUACCGAGGCAGUCGUGAGGCCGAGAGACUGAGAAACGGAGAUUCAGACGAUUCAGACGCAGAGGGCGACGUCAAGAAAACACCAAACGCAGACAAGAUGGACGUAGACGAACCAGAGAGCACAGGGCGGGCAACGAGAUCAUUGCGCCAUGCGCCGCCACAGCGUGUUCUCUUCCAGCCAGAGAGCUCGACCAGGCAAACACGCCAGUCCACCGGCCAUCUGAACUCCCCACAGCUUAAUGGAUACGGUACGAGUGCGGCGGCUGUGGCCAUCGCGAACUACGAGCCACGAACGAACAUUCCUUUGGCACUGAAGCAAGUCAUAACACCGUCGAACAACUUGGACGCAUACGUUGCCUCGCGCAAGAAGUACAUCGUAAACAGGAAGAACAGGCCAGUACCCCUGAAGGGUAUGAUGUUGCCUGGCACUGGCUUCCCAGGACCAAACAUCUACAUCCGCGCACUGCACGCACUACGAUCGAAGGAACCAGAGGAGGAAGCAUACGCGCUUCAUCACCUUGUGAAGAUCUCCCACGAACGAGGCGACAAAUACCGUUUUGAUCAGUUCCCUGGGCUUGCUGAGGCACUCAUUGCGAAAGUCAUUGAUGUUGGGUCAUUGUUCUUUGAUGUCAGAUGGGACAUUUCCUAUGUCGAAGAAGAGUUUGAUCAGACGGAUGUGCUAAACGGUUUGACGGGCACUGAUGACUUGCUGAAGAAAAUUCGCGCACUUCAAACGUUAGACAUCGACGACGACCUACUGCCAGAAGAGAACGCGAAAGCCCUGAACAUGAUCAAUGAAGCGGCACUGAUCAUUCGCAAUAUGGUAAUGCUCAAAGAGAACGCUCUGUUUGCUUCCAUGAUUCCGGCCAUUCGAGACUUAAUCGUCAUUGUACUCAACCUCCCAAAACAUCCCACCGUGGUCGAAUUGCAGCACUACGCCCUCGAAAUAGCUGAGCAACUGACUAAGUACUGGAUCUUGGACUCACAAGACCCCGUCUACAGGUCUUUACUAACUCAAAUCGACACCGACGACCGCGGCAGGAUCAUCACCUCGCUGAGGGCUCUCGGCCGGAUAUCGAUGAAUCUGGAAGCCACAAACAAGCUUUCAGAUGUACCUGUAAAGACACUACAAUCGAUAUGCGACUGGCUACUUGUCGAGGACGAAGAUCUUAGGAUAGCGUGCUUGGACUUCCUCUACCUCUUCACAGGUUUCCCAGAUAACGUCGAGCUCCUUGCGCACGAAGUGAAUAUCGAAGGCGUCGUGGGUCAACUUGUACGGUUAUUGCAAUUCGGCGCCAUUGCUUAUGAAGAGAGGCGCAGCACACCGAAAUCGACCAAGUCCUCCACGCCCAACGACGCAGCGCCCAAACUCUCCUCUGCGAUCAUCGAUCACCUUGUGACACUCGAGGAGCCAGAGCGAAGCUCUCAAUGGCUCAAGACAUGUUUCGAGGAAGACCCAGCAGGCGAGGUAACCCAAAUCCAGCUCUGGUCGGCAUACAACGCGGCGUUCCAGGAGGCCAUGGCUGUCAAUCCGUCUGCUUUCAAAGCACUCAUGCCAGCCAAAGACUUCAUCACGAAUGUAUCUACAACCUUUGGCGGCGCAUCUGCGCAAGUGUUGACAGUUGGCGGCCAACCGAAGUACACGAUCAGAGGGAUAAGACCACGAUCUGUGCCAGUUGACCCCAGCACAAAGAAGCAAUACAUGCGCUGCUGCUGGAGAGCACCAAACACCAUCAACGGUCAACAAGGUCUGACACAGCAUACCAAUGGUGAGUGUGGUGAGUUCGCUUCAGGUGCACGAGCAAUGUGGGAACACAUUGUCGGCGCCCAUCUCAAGGUCCCUCGCGACCAAGAAACAGGCCAAUGGUUACUGGAGCCCAAACCAGACAUGCACAUGGAGAACGGCGACGCAAUCGCCGCCUCGGAACCACAAACCUACAACUGCCACUGGGCGAACUGCACCCACUUCUCCACCGACACAGACUCCGCCUUCCUCGCCGGUCAGCACGUCAAAACCCACCUCCCCGACACCUCAAUCAAACAAGCCAUCCACGCCCGCCACAACCGCGCUGCCGAAGACUCACGCCCCUCGACCUCCUCCGCCCAGCCCUCCAGUGCCGGCUAUAACAGCACCCUCGGCAGCGUCAUCCGCCACACACCCACCACCACUUCUGCCUCCCUCGCCCCCAAUUUCAGAUACUUCAACACCGCCACCGACGAAGCCAACGACGCCGCCGGCCUGCCCCUGUCCUCCGUCCUCGUUCUACGCAACCUCGCGCGGCAGCUGAACAAGAUCCCGCCGCCGCCGCAGAUCCUCGAGAUCCCAGACUCGCCGACCCACAAACGCACGUUCAGCGCCACGGAGCCAGGGAGCCCGAGUGCGCACCGUACGACAGGGGCGAAGAAACCGCGUCUCAGUGAUGCAGCGCGCCAGCAGGCGCGCGAAGAUGGCGAGAGAGAGGAGCAGGAGGCGAAGAAUGUGGGCUGGGUGCCGCGCGUGUUCGCCCCGGUGAGAGAGCAGUUGGCGUUUGUCGCGAGUCAUAAUCUUACGCUGAAGAAUUAUAUGGGGGGUUUGUUGAAGGCGGUUGCUGAUGGUGGGGCUUAGGAGGGCUCCGCUGGCGAUGGAGGAGAGAAGUGAGGAACGAUCACCGAGGACAAAACUGAUGACCGAUGAGAGCAGAGAGGCUCCGCGGCCCAUCAAUCUGAAACUCGUGGAGAUGUUUUGGUGCCUCAAAGAUUUCGAAGAGUUUGAGGCCAUGGAAAAGCGGGCUUGGCGCGACUGAGAUAUCUGGUAGCACGGCGUUCAAGGGUUCCCACGUUGCUCGAGUGGAGUUAUUCAACGUGAGCGGCACUGCUGUGUGAACAUGGGCUAUGUUCUGGAUAUUAUGUUAUACCUACCUCCAUAGAUCAAG